GCUCUCAACUUUUCAAUCUCUCUCAAUUCCAAUCAAUGGCGCCUAAGAAAAUCGGAGCCGGCGGGAGAGAUUCGAGCAUCUUGGCGAAGAUUUCAAACUACGACAUAGUUUCUCAGGGAAGACGCGCCGCUUGCGAUGCUGUCCACGUGUCGAAGAAGCUGUUAAAGAGCACCGGGAAGGCGGCGUGGAUCGCCGGUACGACGAUGCUCAUCCUUGUCGUCCCUUUGAUCUUAGAGUUGGAGAAAGAUCAGCACUUAAGCGAGUUUGAGUUUCAGCAGGCGAGUCUUCUGGGAACCCCACCUGUCGGUGCGAUGCUCUAAAGUAACUGUAGAAACCCUAAUUGGAAUUUGAUAUUAUUAUGCUUGUUUCUGCUACUCGAUUAGUUUCCUUCCUUCUGUAAGAUUAGGUUUACUCAUAAGGUAUUUGCAAUGAAUUCGCAAUUUUCAA
Molecule: messenger RNA, 447 nt
Organism: Arabidopsis arenosa
Lineage: Eukaryota; Viridiplantae; Streptophyta; Magnoliopsida; Brassicales; Brassicaceae
Source: the annotation of a GenBank genome assembly